UUAGUAGAAAUUUAGAUGCAGAGUCAUCAAAAGUUUUACCCCCCAAAAGCAGUGCCCACAUAUGCAGAUCAACUUGGUGAGAAUUACAUGUGUAUACCAGUUGCAUCUGCUUUUGAUACUGUUUUCCCUCCAUGUGCUAAGCCAUUGCCACCCAUCCAUGGCAUCGAGUUCCAACCCUCAGAGGUUUGUCCCAAAAAUUUCAUUAUCUUCAACCAGACUGAUCACAGAAACCAGAUCAUGUUCAAUCCUGCUGUUGCAAACAAUUUAAAUGGUCCUGGAUUAAAUGGCUUAGCAAAUUACAUAGAUGGAAGGUACGUUAUAAAAGAUGUUAAUGAUGUGGAAAAAGAAACCUCGUCCUCUUUGAAAGAGGAUUCAGAUGACAUUGAUGCACUCCUCAGCUCAGAAGAGGGGGAACAAGAAGAUUAUGAUGAAGUUAGCACUGCACGGACUUAUGGCAAUUAUGAAAGUGACGCUGAUUCUCGCUCUGCCUAUGAUUCAAAACCAAGAAAGGACAACUCAUUUUCUUCUACUCUGAAAUCCUCUGGUGGUGGUGGUGGUGGUGGUGGUGGCUUUUCUGAUCCUGAAAAACGGCUGAAAAUGAAGAAAAUGGUUAAGAUGUUGAGGGGAAUUUUUCCAGGUGGUAAUGAUAUGGGUACUGUAGCAGUUCUUGAUGAAGCGGUUCUGUACCUCAAGUCUCUCAAGGUUGAAGCACAGAAGCUUGGAUUUGAGAAGUUCAUGAAUGGAGAUUAAACUCGAAUUGUGGUAAUGAUUUCCUUAUCUUCUAAAAGGCAAGUUUAUCAUGUGCUGCAUACCAUUCCUUCAGUCUCUCUCUGAUGGUUUGCAGUCCAGAGUUAAAGAAGACAGGUAUUUAGAAUUAAAGUUGUCUUUUAGUUUCCAGUUAUGCAUGUUUUAAUGGUGUGCCAGGGCACAAAUUGUUGCUUAAACUUCUGAAGCUCAUAUAUUUUUCCUUGGAAGGAGAGAAAAGUUGGGAUGGAAUUUGUCUCUGUAAUGUGGCUACUAAGUUCGUAGUUGUCAUCAUCUUUAUGGCACAACUGCUUUGAAUGUUAAUGACGUACUUUAAAAUAUUCACUAUUAGUUUCUCCUCUGCCUGAUUUUUUAUUCCACUUGCUUAUUAUUUAUUCCUCGUCGUUGCAUAAAUGUUGUAAGUACUUGUUAACUCCCUGAUGAGCACU
Messenger RNA from Hibiscus syriacus, 1193 nucleotides. RefSeq names its product transcription factor bHLH144-like. The record is from RefSeq and is a predicted model, not a curated record. Bases 16 to 750 code for a protein of 244 amino acids. NCBI's taxonomy places the organism in Eukaryota, Viridiplantae, Streptophyta, Magnoliopsida, Malvales, Malvaceae. The transcript has a single exon.